Messenger RNA from Daucus carota subsp. sativus, 1449 nucleotides. Its product is annotated as eukaryotic translation initiation factor 3 subunit I-like. Bases 275 to 1249 code for a protein of 324 amino acids. Gene Ontology annotation, cellular component: eukaryotic translation initiation factor 3 complex, eIF3m; cytoplasm. NCBI's taxonomy places the organism in Eukaryota, Viridiplantae, Streptophyta, Magnoliopsida, Apiales, Apiaceae. Gene Ontology annotation, biological process: cytoplasmic translational initiation. The record is from RefSeq and is a predicted model, not a curated record. The transcript has 2 exons. Gene Ontology annotation, molecular function: RNA binding; translation initiation factor activity; protein binding.
UAUUCAUAAUCUAAUUUUAAUCCUUUAUUAUUAUUACUAACCAAUUAAUAUUAUUUUAAAAAAAUACUGGAUAUUACAUUCCUGAUCAGACUAGUGAUCGGAUUGCAACCGCAAAGCAGCCUAUAUAUAGUGACAAUUAAAUACACAACAAAACAACUUCUUUCUUCUCUCUUGGGUUAUAAUACUCAGACGGACAAGCUAUAUCUGAGGCGAUUUUCUGGGCGAUUAAACACACAAUAAAAGCAGCUUCUUCUUCUUCAAUUAAGGAGGAAAUAUGAGGCCGAUCUUGAUCAAAGGACACGAAAGGCCAUUAACAUAUCUAAAGUAUAACAAGGAGGGUGACCUCCUCUUCUCCUGCGCAUUAGACAGAAACCCCGCUGUUUGGUACGCUGAUAAGGGAGAGCUUUUAGGCACUUACCGUGGGCACAUUGGUUCUGUUUGGGGUUGUGAUGUUUCUAGGGAUUCAAAACUUUUAAUAACUGCAAGUGCGGAUCAAACAGCAAAGGUAUGGGAUGUUCAAACUGGGUCUGAGCUGUUCACGUUUGAAUUUAAGUCCACUGUGAAAUCAGUAGAAUUUGGUGUCGGAGACAAGCUUGCUGUCAUUGCAACAGACUCCUUUCGUGACAUGUCUUCUGCAAUUCAUGUCAAACACAUAGCCAGAGAUCCUAGUGAACAGUGCGGUGAUUCUGUGAUUGAAUUCUCACCUGGAGGAAGAAUCAAUAGAGCUGUUUGGGGACCUUUAAAUAGGACCAUAAUAAGUGGUGGUGAACAAGGCGUUGUUCGUGUGUGGGACGUUGAGACAAAGAAAGUGAUUUAUGAGUCAGACAAGGAUACUGGUCAUCAGAAGGCCAUUACAUCACUUGCAAAAUCAAGAGACGGUUCACAUUUACUUACUGCUUCCAUUGACAAAUCAGCUAAGCUUUGGGACAUCAGAUCAAUGAAACUUCUCAGGACAUACAAGGCUGAAGCCCCAGUUAAUGCAGUUGCACUCUCUCCACUACUUGAUCAUGUCGUGCUCGGAGGUGGUCAAGAUGCAUCGACUGUUACAAACGAUCCUCGUGCUGGCAAGUUUGAGGCCAAAUUUUAUCACAAGGUCCUUGAAGAAGAAAUUGGAUCUGUGAAAGGACACUUUGGUCCGAUAAAUGCAUUGGCAUUCAACCCUGAUGGAAAAAGUUUCGCAAGUGGAGGUGAAGAUGGUUAUUUGCGAUUACAUCACUUUGAUCAUGACUACUUCAACAUGGCGAUUUAAUUCGAAUUACUUACAUUGCUACGUCUUUUUUUUUUUUUUUCCGGUUUUAUUCAAGUUAUUUUCUGGUUUUUAUGUUGAUCUUAUGUUCUUUGUUAUAAAUAGAAGUGUGGUUCCUUUUAAAACUAUUUACAUAAGUUUUUGGCUUUUCAUGUAAUUUAAUCAAAGUAAAUGCCAUGAGAUCCUGAAUAUAUCUACUUAUC